Messenger RNA from Amoebophrya sp. A25, 852 nucleotides. NCBI's taxonomy places the organism in Eukaryota, Dinophyceae, Syndiniales, Amoebophryaceae. The record is from the annotation of a GenBank genome assembly.
ACUGUCAUUAUGUCUCAUACAACUCAUCCUCGUGAUAGAUGUACAUACUAACCCAAAUAAUAAUUUAGACCAAAUGACUUAGAUGAAUAUGACACUCGCUCUAAAAAUAGUCUUUCUCAUGAUGUUUCCUUAUUUUUACUAGAUCAUAGAACGAAGAUGACCCUCUACGAACUGGAAAACAUAAUUCGUUGAACAGCACAUUCUAAGUUAGAACGUGGUGAUGAACAUCGGACCGAUCCUUGCGCAUUUGGUAUCGGGUUCUUCCACUUACCGUGCAAGAAGGUUGCACCUGUUGGCAUCCAUUUUCAGUCAAAUUCUUCGUCUGCGGCAGUUUCUUCCAUCUGCACCUGAAGGUACGGCUCCACUGGGUGCCAAUACCAGAAAGAUCACAAAUAGUAGUUGUAGUGGAAAUUGUUCUGCUUCUGGUUGUGGCAACAAUGGAGGCGCAGCACAUGAGGACGAGGUACAGCAUCAUCAGCGAGAGAAUUCCUUUUUCGCACAGGCUUCGGAGGCCACGAGCAAGACAAUGGCCGCGACAAUGUCGAAUCCCAAUUAUCUGCAUGUUCGCGAACUCGUCUUUGCGCUGCGUCAGCGAGUGAGAAUCCGCUGUUGCAGCGAACCUGGGGAACAGUGCAAUCCGUGUGAGGAGGGAAAGAAACACGAGGACCAUGCCUCCUACAUGAGCCGAGACCUCUCUGUCGCGGAGCUGGUGUUGCGGCUUACGCUGCAGUUGCUCCGCGAGAAGGAACUGGAGUCGUUGCAGGUCGAUUUUCUGGCCGUGUCCAACCACAUCGGAGCCAUCGUGCUGCACGAACACUGUCGUCCGCAAAAAAUGGUCCCGCGAUGUCCAUG